This is a messenger RNA of Aspergillus pseudotamarii, 1928 nucleotides long. RefSeq names its product ARID DNA-binding domain-containing protein. Bases 278 to 1498 code for a protein of 406 amino acids. The record is from RefSeq and is a predicted model, not a curated record. Gene Ontology annotation, molecular function: DNA binding. The transcript has 4 exons. NCBI's taxonomy places the organism in Eukaryota, Fungi, Ascomycota, Eurotiomycetes, Eurotiales, Aspergillaceae.
CUCUCUGUCCUCCCGGGCUCAUCUCGGCCGUUCCUAGGACAUCUACUUUAUCCUCCCCAUCAUCAACUUGCUCCCCCGGCGUGCCUUACAUAUAGCCGCUGCCCUUACUACUUCCUCCAAUCGGUCGGCUCACUUGCUUUAACCUCCGUAUCUGUCCACUUCUCAACGGUUGUCCUUUCUCUCAUGUGCCUUUCGCAUCGGAUGACUGCCCCCUUCCAUCUGCGAUAAGACACGCGCAAUUUUCUUCCACCCACGAUCAGACCGUCGCAUAUAAGAAAUGGUGGCUCCGGCCUCGACAGGAGGCAACUCGACUGGCGGACAGCCUUCGGCGAGCCGUCAACCCACCCGAUCCUCUAGCACUCACCCGUCGCAUUCUCACAAUGUACCCUUAAGUGCUCGACGGUCUAUGCCUCUUGACUUGUCCACGGUUGAGCGACGGGGACAACCCAAUGCCCCUCGAGAGCCAAGUAAACGUAUCCGACCUCACGGUUUACAAGAGGCACCUACGUUUCGCCCGACUGAGGAGGAAUUCAAGGAUCCGGAAAAGUACAUCCGCAAGAUAGCGCCCGAAGGCAAGAAAUAUGGAAUUUGCAGGAUUAUUCCGCCCGAAGGCUGGCAACCGCCGUUUGCCAUUGACACAGAGCGGUUCCACUUCAAAACCCGCCGGCAGGAGCUCAACUCGGUUGAAGGAGGAACCCGAGCAAAUCUAAAUUACCUCGAUCAGCUGGCCAAAUUCCACAAACAACAUGGAACCAACCUCAACCGUUUUCCGAGCGUCGAUAAACGCCCUCUGGAUUUGUAUAAGUUGAAAAAGGCUGUCGAGGUUAGGGGUGGCUUUGACCAAGUGUGCAAGAUGAAGAAGUGGGCUGAGAUUGGCCGCGAUCUUGGCUACAGUGGCAAGAUAAUGUCUUCACUUUCAACAUCGCUGAAGAAUUCCUAUCAGCGAUGGCUCCAACCAUACGAAGAGUACCUCCGCGUGGCUAAGCCCGGGGUGCAGCAACAACUGGAGCUGGAACAUGGUGGCCCUUACACACCGUCGCCUCAUCAGUCACCUAUGGCUAAGAAGCCCAUACCACUUGACAAUGGCACGCCGCACAUGCUACCCAAGGGAACAAUGAGUGUCCCACCGUCCGCUCCGCAGAGCACUCCGAGGGAGGUUGAAGCAACCCCAGAUAAACCAACACCUCCAAUUGAGCCGACGCCUCCUCGGCCAGUAGCUUCUGGGUUUACCCCCGUGAAUGCUAGUUCGGGAUUUACUGCUGUUAACCGGUCGCCAUCAUUUGUAGCAGUAAACAACAAUCCGACCAUAAAGCGUGAAAUAGAGAAUGGCUCUUUGACACCGAAAAGUGUCGCUGAGCAUCCUUCGAUCUCGACUCCUGUCUCUAAUGGCCAUGGCCAUCACACAAAGCGCGCGAUUAGCCACGAAAGCGGUUCUCAAACUGAGAAUGGAGACGACCCGAACGGUCGGCGUAGUAAGCGUCUUCGCAAAGGUGUGUAAACAUUAUUGUCAUCCAUCAUUGUAUUCGGCAUCUAAUGAUUUCGUAGAUGCGCCUUUACCUACAAUUGCCGGUUCGCAUAUGAGUCUUCUUCGGCCCGCCCCGCCCCGGGCACGGAAGAGUGACAGCCGAAAGACGGGUGAUAAAUGUGAGAACUGUGGCAAAUCAGAAGACAGCUCCUCGAUCCUGGUAUGCGAUAGUUGCGAGCAAGGAUACCACAAGUACUGUCUUGAUCCCCCUCUGACUACCAUUCCCGAAUACGAUUGGCACUGCCCAAAAUGCCUGGUAGGCACAGGGGAGUUUGGCUUCGAGGAAGGAGGAGUCUACUCGCUUAGACAGUUCCAAGAAAAGGCAAAUAACUUCAAAAAGAGUUAUUUCGCCUCAAAGAUGCCAUUUGAUCCUGUCCUGAACGGCCAUAGACGGGAGUCUGAG